AUGGCGCCAGUUCCCAAAGAGUGUGAUUACCUUGUCAUUGGUGGUGGCAGUGGUGGUUUGGCAUCUGCAAGGAGGGCCAGUGGCUACUAUGGGGCAAAGACAAUUGCGGUAGAAAGCAAGCGACUAGGAGGAACCUGUGUCAAUGUGGGAUGUGUACCUAAGAAGGUCACAUUCAACGCAGCCUUGAUUGCAGAAACUAUAAAAGAAGCUAAGGCUUACGGAUUUCAUGUCGAACAUACAGCUCCAUUCGACUGGGGCUAUUUCAAGAACAAGAGAGAUGCAUUUAUCAAGCGCCUCAACGGAAUCUACGAGAAGAAUUUGGGAAAUGACAAGGUGGAAUAUAUUCACGGACGAGCACAUUUGACCGGCAAGAAUGAAGCAGAGAUUGUCCUGGACGACGGCACGAAACAGAUCGUAAAGGCAAAGAAAAUUCUACUAGCAGUUGGAGGACACCCAACUAUUCCACAAGGCAUUCCAGGAUCAGAAUACGGUGUCAACAGUGAUGGCUUCUUCGACAUCGAUAGGCAACCAAAGAAAGUUGCGUUAGUGGGUGCCGGAUAUAUUGCUGUGGAGUUUGCAGGCAUGUUCAAUGCUCUUGGAACGGAGACACAUCUCUUUAUUCGACACGAUAAGUUCUUGAGAAGUUUCGAUCCCAUGGUCCAAGAUGCGAUCACCACGGAAUAUGAAAGACUAGGCGUUCAUUUACACAAGAACUCGAGUCAAAGCAAGGUCGAGAAAGACGAGAAGACAGGAAAGCUGACGAUACACUAUAAGGAUUCGACAGGAGAAGGCAAGCUUGAAGAUGUUGACGAUCUGAUUUGGGCCAUCGGACGUUCACCAGAAGUCGAAGAUCUCGGACUAGACAAGGCCGGAGUCAAACAAAACGACAAAGGUCAAAUCAUUGCGGACGAAUAUCAAAACACCAAUGUUGAGAACAUCUAUUCUCUUGGUGACGUGGUUGGCAAGGUCGAGCUCACCCCUGUCGCCAUUGCAGCAGGUCGAAAGCUCAGUGAUAGACUUUUCGGACCCGAAAAGUUCAAGGAAUCAAAGCUGGACUACAAUUUGAUUCCAUCUGUUGUCUUUGCUCACCCAGAGGUUGGCAGUAUUGGUCUGACAGAACCACAAGCGAUUGAGAAGUACGGCAAGGAGAACAUCAAGGUGUACAACACCAGCUUCACCGCCAUGUACUACUCAAUGAUGGAGCCAGACGACAAGGGACCCACAAAGUACAAACUUGUUUGUCAAGGACCAAAUGAGAAGGUCGUUGGUCUCCACAUCUUGGGUCUGGGAAGUGGAGAGAUGUUGCAGGGUUUUGGUGUAGCUGUCAAGAUGGGUGCUACAAAGGCCGACUUCGACAGCUGUGUGGCAAUCCACCCCACAAGCGCCGAAGAACUGGUUACGUUGAAGUAA
Molecule: messenger RNA, 1410 nt
Organism: Mollisia scopiformis
Lineage: Eukaryota; Fungi; Ascomycota; Leotiomycetes; Helotiales; Mollisiaceae
Exons: 2
Coding region: 1-1410 (469 amino acids)
Biological process (GO): glutathione metabolic process; cell redox homeostasis; cellular response to oxidative stress
Cellular component (GO): mitochondrion; cytosol
Molecular function (GO): flavin adenine dinucleotide binding; NADP binding; glutathione-disulfide reductase (NADPH) activity
Source: RefSeq, a predicted model, not a curated record